UCUACGUGACUUUACCGAAAGAACCAAGAAUAUGACUCCACAAUGGUUGAAAGGGUCACGUGGGACGGCAAGACGCGCCGCGAUUGGCUGCCAGGGCUCGAGCCGCCGGCGUUUGAAUCCAAGAACCGAAUGCAGCCGAAAGCACGGAGACAGAGAGAGGAUCCAGUGUGGAGGAGCAGCAUGUGUUCGCCGGAGGAGUCUGUGCGUGCGCUUCUCACGUGGUUCCGUCAAUGCUGCCCGGGCCGCAGCGCGUGGGAACGCUGCACGCUGCUUGGGCCGCCGCUCACACUCGUGGCAGUGCAGCUCGCGAUGGCACAACUCAGCAAGCAGGCUGGAGGGGAGUUUGAGGCACCACUGGGGGAAGCAUUGUUGCUGCGGCGCUGGAUCUUCCAGGAUAAGCUAGCACUGGGGGGGCUGGCCAAAUGGGGGGCAGAGACCCCCCCGGAGCGCUUUGGCACCGUUCGGCAGGAGUACAUGGCCCUUCUGAAGGGCGGCAACCUCCUCGACCUUGCAGACGUGCUAUUGGCCUACCAGAAGGGAAACGCCAAGCAAGGAGACCGCCACAUAGGCCAGCCCGUACCCUCCCCUACGGAGCUCCUGGAGAUUGUAAGCGGAGCAGCCAUGACCUCACGACCUCUCCCUUCCACCCCCGGGUCCCAGCUUCUCUCCUACUCCAGACUCAAGGCCGGCCUGCGCAGUGCCCUAUGCUCUUACCUGAGCCUCCUUGUCAACACCAAGGAUGACCUCUCCCUGUCGCUGGUGCUCAAUCUGCCCGAACGCGGCCUGGACCAUGACGCCUUCACGGCGCUCAAGCGCGCAGCUAGGGCGAAGCAUACAUCUCUUCUGCUGGCCGCCACAUCGUUCGUGCGUCGCCUGGAGCUGGGCGGACGCAGUCGCGCAGUGGAACUGGACAACCCCCUGCUCCGCUACGCCCAGGGGUUCGGGGACCUCGUGCAGUUCCUGGACCAGCUGGUGGAGCUGCUGGCAGCGCACGACACUGAGCCCCGGCGGGCGUGUGAGCGUGUGCUCACCGCUGUGCGGCUGCGCCUACUGCGGCUGCGCGUGAUGGGUCACGCCGUGGGUCCCGCGCUCGACGAAGCGGCCGAGGAGUUGAGUGAGCGACUCAGGGAGGCAGAGGUGAUGCCUGCUGUGCACGGCAGCGCCAGCCCCGCUCAGCCCCGACUUCACGCCAUCAACCACGGCACGGCCAUGAGUGGGCGUGCCGCCCUGGCGCUGCUGCGUAGCCUUCUGGACUACGAGGCUGCGCUGGCAGGGGGGCUGCAUGGGAGGGAUGGUGGCUGGGACCCCGUGGAUGGAGGUGGCCUGGGACCUCUGCCCUGCCUUGCUCUCUUCAGGUCUCCUGAGCAGGCGAGCGAGCCGUCCCCAGAGCCUCUGGUGCAGCGUGUGCACAGGCGGUGCAAUCGCGUGCAGACUCCCACACGGCCCGGAUGGGUGCGUUCCCAGUUUGCCUGCACGUACAGGGAGGAGUUCCCCUGUGGCCUUGACCUGGCUCUGAGGGACGAGGAGGUUGAAGGAGGGGAGGGGGGAGGGGGGGAGCAGCGCCCUCCCCGGCCCUGUGGAUCUGCCUCACGACGCAUCCUGUGCGCCUCCGAGCCCGCGUUGUCGUCGUGCCCAGAGCUGUCGGUGGGGCUGGCCGAGCUGCAGGCCGCAUCUGUGGACCAAGGGUCAAGCAGCCGAACGCUCGUCCGUGGCAAGAGGCCGCCUCCCUCACCCAGGCGUUGCAACACAGGCUCUGAACCGCAACUCAAACAUCCUCGGGGGCUCGAAGUUGAGAAACGGGCCGUGGCACCAACGUCCAGGCAGGCGCGAGGUCGGGCGAGGCAACCUACGAAGGCCAAGCUGCUCUCAGGCCAGAUGAGGCUGACCAGCUUCUUCCGCAUGUGAGUGCCGGCUGCUAGGGGUCUUAGCUUGGCCGUGGCCACCACCUCUGGGUCGAUGUGGAAACCUGGCCUCCACGGCGUCAUGAAUGCUCGACGCUUCUCCAACCGUGCUCUAAAUCGGAGAGGGCACUGUGCCUGCAGUGCGGUAGUCACGCGACAUGCACGCAAGGCGUAUAGGAGUCGGGCCUCCCUGCCUGCCGUUUGCGAGCCGCACAGCUCUGCAUGGUUUUAUUUUGAUAAAACCCUUGGGUGCAAUGUGGCCUCGCGGUGCGUUUAGGGAGCGGAGGGAGGGGCAGGGAAGGUGAUCACUGCACGUGGAGUCUCCCUGAGCUCUGCCUGUGCUGGCAGCGCAGUUGUAGGGAGGGUUGAUUGGAGAGAGUGCAGCCUUAAGGCCUUUGUUGGAGAGAGGGUAGUGUCAGUGCAGGUGAGAGCAGGAAGAGGGACUGAGGGAUUUACAGAUGGUGCAGUGAGUGUCACAACCCCUACUGCUUUGCGUCCGAGGCACUUAGCAAGAGCAGACUCAGAUUUGGGGGUUAUAAUUGAGGAUCCUAAUUUAAUCAUCCAGAUGGCUUUGCGGUAGAGCGUCUUGUGAUGCCUAAGGGCUGUAAAUGCAGAGUGCUGUCUCAAUGCCAAUAUGAGCAGGACAUCACUUUGACAUCGUCAGGUUGGAGUCAAUGUUUCAUAUCAUGAUGUGCUGAUAAUUUAGGGUUUUACAUCGAUGUUUAGAGGCUUUAAUGGUUAAUGUCAGGGAAAGCGACUUAGGCAGAGUUUGUGCUCGAUGGGGUUAGGGCCAUGGUCAGGGUCAAGUUUGAGAUCCUUGGC
Messenger RNA from Petromyzon marinus (sea lamprey), 2723 nucleotides. The record is from RefSeq and is a predicted model, not a curated record. Lineage: Eukaryota; Metazoa; Chordata; Hyperoartia; Petromyzontiformes; Petromyzontidae.